GGAAACGAAUUUCUGAUCUAAUCAUUAUGGCCAUAAACACGGCGACAAAACAAAAGGCCAUUUUAGAGUUCUUUUCUGUUCUGUUUCGAAUGUGACGUCUUGCAGGUGCGAAACCUUUCGCGCGAAAACGAGUUUAUUCCGGCACAUGCUCGCUUUCGUACCAGCGGAACUCAUUUUCACCUGUGUGGCGGCAUAUGCCUUUUACGAAACUGAGAGAAACUGCAACCUGGAAAUAGAGACGUCAGUAAUAAUUUAAACUUUCACGGUAGAACUCCGCAUUUAUCAACAUCACGUAGAGAAGUUCAGUUCUUGAGAAGACACUUUCUAUAUUUCCUGACAAUUUGGUCAUCACGAAGUCCAGGUCGUGGUUUUCAUUCAGUUAACGUCUUCCCGAGCGGAACACACGAACAGUUGAAUUACACCGACCGGCGCUGAGAAAAUAUGACGCUUAUGAAUCACAUAUUGAUGUUAUCUGACUUGAUCACGAGAAUUCAGUCAAGAGUGAUGUAAGGACUGGAAAGCCAGUGAGUAGGGCCGUGUCAUCAAUUUUGUACCAUACAAAUCUAGUCGGUACCAAUGUUCACCACAAACAAAAUUUUCACGUCUAGUAAAUAUCUGUUUGCGUUCUCCUGAGACGAUUUUCAAUCCACCAAAAUGACUUUUUAGUUCUAAUUUAAAUGAGAUUCACAGUGACCUAAUCUUGGAUGAAAAAAUUUCUGUUUCUAUGUAGUUAAGAUUCCACCAUAUCAAAUCUGUUCGAAAUACGGCUUAAUAACUGGAACGAUAUUUUCUUUUACUAUCAGAAUAUUCCCUUCGCUUCUAGAUCUAAAUAGACCUUGUUUCGUAAUAAAAAGUAUAUCUUUUGUUCUAAGUAGAACACGCGCUUAUGAUGAUGGUCACGGUUGACAGGAAAUUUUCAUUAAUAACAAAUGAUUUAGGAUCGAGACGGUGACUUAAUCUUGACGUGCAAUACUUUCUGUUUCCAUUCGUAAUUUCUACUUUAUAAAGCCGCUCCGCAAGGCUAAGCCUGUCAUAACGAAACACGAGAAGAGUUGAAACUAAUCAUGGUGUUGCUCAGCGUAACAACAGUAUUCAAAGUCACCAUUGCUUUGCUUGACAAAGGUCGACACUUGGCGGAAGAAAAGUUAAAAGAUGGCGACGUCACCGACCAACAAUUUCGUAACUUUAUUGUGCGUGAAAUCGAUGACAUCAAAUCAAAGCUCGAUGGAAUAUCACGAAAGGAUUUGGUAGCCAGUAUCAGUUUCUUCAAGGAGGGACUUGUGUACCUCUAUAAAGUGCUGGAUAUAAAAAACGGCGACGAAGAAGGUACUACCACAAGGACGACGGCAAAAGGAGCGGUUGCCACGGAAGGAGAGAAAGUAGAGGUCAUCUUACAAUCAUCAGAAGAUUGUAUGAAGACAGUCUUCCUUGCUAACGAAAUGACAAACUUCAUGAUACAACUGACCGAUCAAGAUGUCCUGGCUACAAGGGCGCUCUCCGACGCAAAAGACAGGUUUAAAGAUGCCCGCAGGAAAGCAACAGAAGCGUUCAGCAAUGAAGCUCUGAAUACGGCUGACCGCAUCUUAGCGAUGCAGUAUCGUGUUAUGGCGACAUUACUAGAGAAAGUUGACAAUCCAGCUGAAGCUCUAGCCGCGUGUAAAUUGUGUCUUGAGGAGCUGCAUUCGAUGACAGUGGUCCAGAAGAGUUUCAGCGUUCAGCUUAAACAAGGCUUUAAGUCUUGGUUUCACAAGGUUGAACGAAAAGAGAUAAUUGGCUCUGUCUGCCGGAUAAAUCGAGUUAUUUUUGAUGUCAGGCGACUGGUUGGUCCUAGUGAAGGCGAAGAAUUCUCCAUCUGGCCUUGUAUUGAUAUUGGAGGAGAGAAAGUUGAUCCAGUGUGUGACCAAAGGUUGGUUGGCUCAUCACACAAGCUCGGUAUAGAGUAUGUUUGUGUAGCACCAUGGUCAUUUGGCCAAGAGGGUGAAGAACAGCAUAAGCUCAAGUCACCGCUUUGCAUCGCCACUAACACAGAAGGCCAGUUUAUUGUUGUAGACCACGGUGAUCGCGACGUGAAAGUGUUCGACAAAAGCGGCCAGUACUUGACCUCCACCUGUCUUCCGAUUAACGACACCAACAGGUUCAUAAUUCAAGGCAUAACGACCGACCAGGAAGACAACAUGUACUUACUGGUCAGCUGGUAUUUCCAGAGAGAACUGGGAAGUCUCGUGUGCGUGUUUGAUAAGCACGCCAAGCUCAAUCACAAGUUUAACCUGAAGGGAGGGUGCCGCGGCUUUCUUAUAACAGUGAACAUCAAUGGCAGAGUGAUCGUAGCGGUGGAAAAAUCGCAGCACAUGCAAGUAUACGACACGAAAGGACAGUUUGUACAGAGUUUCGGUGAAAAAAUAUUGAAACAUCCUUGUGACAUGACUUCUGCUAGUGAUGGCUGUGUCAUGGUUUUGGAACACGAUUACUGUGUUCACAUAUUUAGUGCAAAUGGCGACCACCUUUCUCGAUUCACAUUGAAUGAAUCCAAACCGCAUCAUCCUCGUUUUAUAGCUUUCUUCCGGGCAACUGAGCAUGCUCUCGUUUUGUCGGUGGAGUACAAUCAUGAUUCUGGUGCAAAAUACCCAAGAACGCUGCAUGUUUACACCAAACAUGGUCAGUGUGUUCGCAACAUUCAUCUGGAUAAAGAAUCCAUGACAAUUCGUAUUGAUUCACGAGGAAUGACAGUCACUAAUGACGGACGCUUGGCGAUGUGUGUAUUUGAGGAAAGUGUAAACAAAUCCAAAGUGUAUAUUUUGUAACAGAAAAAAAAAAACAUUCACACACAUGCGACAAAAACUGUUGGACAAAGUUUGCUAUAUUUUCUUUUUCAUUGAAGAGAAAUCCACAAUUUUUUUAACUUUUAUGUAAAUUUUGAUACGUUAUAGUGUUAUGUAUUCUCAAGCUAUUUGUGUCGCGACAGGACGUCACAUUUGACGCCCGAGGAUAUGGUUGAUGAAACUGAAACAAGUGAUUCAUUCGUUUAAUACGAAUUUAAUAUGCAUAGUUUACAUAUAGACAUAUUAAUACCUGUAUCCACGCACAGUGUAGUAAACUCUUAACGAAACAGUAAGAUUAUGUCAACAAAGUUUUGCGAGGAGCCAACGAAGCUAUACUGAAUUUCCAAUAAACAGGUUAUGGUAUUUGAUACUUUUCUUUCUGCAAGUAUGGAGUGUUUACGGUCAGAACGGUUUUCACUCGAGUAUCGAAAGUAAUUUCAUUCGCAUUUGUUUUGGUCUGAUAACAUUCCCAAUUACUAAACAAAGCGAUUGACUCCAAAACCUCGCAUCACUUUGCAUCCAAUUGCUAUCAGAAGUAAAACCAAAACCUCGCUCGCACACGUUUUCCCGCGCUUCGGGCCAGCUAUAUAUAUUUUCUUUGAGUUUUGAUUGGUUCAAUGAAUUGUCUGACUGUAAUUGUGAUUUGAUUACCGAAGAUUUUGGCUUUACGGUAAUCAAUCUAGAACUGGUCAUAUGUGGUGUAACACUAUAGGGUGACUAGAGUGAUAAAAUAAAUGUUACAGAACUUU
Messenger RNA from Orbicella faveolata, 3568 nucleotides. RefSeq lists its product as uncharacterized. Gene Ontology annotation, molecular function: protein binding; ubiquitin protein ligase activity. Gene Ontology annotation, biological process: protein polyubiquitination; proteasome-mediated ubiquitin-dependent protein catabolic process. Lineage: Eukaryota; Metazoa; Cnidaria; Anthozoa; Scleractinia; Merulinidae. The record is from RefSeq and is a predicted model, not a curated record.